AUGUCGACUACUUUCAAGCUCAACACUGGCGCUGAGAUUCCAGCCAUCGGUUUCGGAACUUGGCAGGAUGCCGAUUCGCAGGAGGCCGCCGUCUUGGAGGCUCUCAAGGCGGGCUACAAGCACAUUGACACUGCACGGAUCUACGGAACCGAGCCGGCGGUUGGUAGCGGCAUCAAGAAGUCUGGCAUUCCGCGUGAGCAAAUCUUCCUCACGACCAAGCUUUGGAACAACGCGCACCACCCCGACGACGUCGAGAAGGCUCUUGAUGCCUCUUUGAAGGAUCUCGGAACCGACUAUGUGGAUCUCUACCUGAUCCACUGGCCGGUUGCGUUCGCUCGGGGCGACGAGGCGUUCCCCAAGGACAGCAAUGGCAAGCCGAAGACAGAGAAUAUAGACUAUGUAGACACCUACAAGGCGUUGGAGAAGGUGUACAAGAAGGGCAAGGCCAAGGCCAUUGGCAUUUCCAACUUCAGCAGGACCGAGGUUGAACGCCUGCUUAAGGAGACAGAGGUGGUUCCCGCCGUGCACCAGCUGGAGUCGCACCCCUGGCUGCAACAACGGGAUUUCUCUGACUUCCACCGGCAACAUGGCAUCCACAUCACGCACUACUCGCCUUUUGGAAACCAGAACGAGAUCUAUGGCUCCACCAUCGGCAAGCUGAUCGACGACCCGGUUCUCAACGAGAUCGGCAAGAAGUACAACAAGUCCGGCGCGCAGGUUGCUCUUGCCUGGGGUAUUGCGGAGGGCCACUCGGUGAUCCCGAAGAGCAAGACCCCUGCUCGCAUCAAGCAAAACCUGGAGGGCGACUUCAAGCUCGAGGAGGAGGACGUGAAGAAAGUUGCCAGUAUCGACAAGAAGCUGAGGUUCAACGACUCCUCGGAGAACUUUGGCCACAACUUCUUCACGGAUUUGGAUGGCAAGAAGGCCUGA
Messenger RNA from Lasiodiplodia theobromae, 930 nucleotides. Its product is annotated as Aldehyde reductase. Gene Ontology annotation, molecular function: aldose reductase (NADPH) activity. The record is from RefSeq and is a predicted model, not a curated record. Bases 1 to 930 code for a protein of 309 amino acids. Gene Ontology annotation, cellular component: cytosol. The transcript is spliced from 4 exons. NCBI's taxonomy places the organism in Eukaryota, Fungi, Ascomycota, Dothideomycetes, Botryosphaeriales, Botryosphaeriaceae.